Sebastes umbrosus (honeycomb rockfish) is the source of this 3171-nucleotide messenger RNA. RefSeq names its product KH homology domain-containing protein 4-like. The record is from RefSeq and is a predicted model, not a curated record. Bases 231 to 1973 code for a protein of 580 amino acids. Gene Ontology annotation, cellular component: nucleus. The transcript has 14 exons. Lineage: Eukaryota; Metazoa; Chordata; Actinopteri; Perciformes; Sebastidae. Gene Ontology annotation, molecular function: RNA binding.
CUUCGCCAUGGUUACAUAACAUGACAACAGCUCAACUUCCGGCAAGUCAGAUUUUGCGACACGUCGUCGGACUUUGCGACACGUCGUCGGACUUUGCGACAGCUCGUCAGCAGAAGUGGCCGGCGUCAGAGCAGAGCAGAGCAGAGCAGCAGACUGAUGGCUCCCGUCGACCAGCAACAACUACACUACACACUGUUCUAAUCUUACUGCAGCGUUAGUGGAGUGGUGCUAUGUCUUCAGGAAUGACUGGACACACACCGUGCCUAACCAGCCGAUGGGACAAGACAACCCUACCUAAACAGAGUGUAGAUGUGAGGCAACAGAGGAGUAGUGAAAAUGCAGCCCACUCAUUAUCAGGAGUCGUCAGUACUGCUGGUUCAGAAGGCACAGUUUCCCAGCCGGCACAGACAGGAGAGAAGCCAGCGCCUCAGGGAGGAGUUGAAAUGGCUGCGGCCAUGGCUGCUAAAAUAAAUGCCAUGUUAAUGGCAAAAGGAAAGCUGUUGACUCCUCCACCAUUACUUGCAAAGACCCCUCCAAGUGUGCCUGUGUCAAACACUACAGAAGAAAUGGUGAUCACAGAGGUUGACAUAAACGAUGUACCGAUAAAUUGCAGGGACCUUCUUACUAAAGGCAAAACACAGGAGGAGAUCCGACAGUUUAGUGGAGCAGUCGUCUCAACGAAAGGUCAUUACAUGGCUGAAGCCGAAAAGGGAAAAGCAGGACAAAGACCUUUGUAUUUGCAUGUCCAGGGAAAGAACCAAGAGCAGGUCAAUAAGGCUGUGCUGAGAAUAAAGGAGAUCAUCUCUGAGGACCUGUUGAGGGCCUCAGCAGCAUCAGGAGGAAAGCUGCCUGUAAUGCCUCCACUCACAAUCUACCCUCAGCCUCCUCGCCCCGUCAAUACUACACCCCAGCCACGGAUGUCCAACACCAACUCAGUGCCAGGACAUCGGCCUGCAGCUCCUCAUUCAGGGAGUUUUGUUCACACAAAGAUUUUUGUGGGUCUGGAUCAGUCGUUGCCCUCGUUCAACGUGAAUGAAAAGGUCGAGGGUCCGGGAGGUUCGUACCUGAGUCACAUCCAGACAGAGACGGGGGCUCGAGUCUUUCUCAGGGGAAAAGGGUCUGGCUACAUUGAACAAGCAUCAAAACGAGAGUCUUUUGAGCCUCUUUAUGUCUACAUCAGCCACCCAAAUUCAACUGGAUUGGAGUCAGCAAAGAAACUCACAGAGAGUCUGCUGGAAACUGUGAGAGAGGAAAGUGCCCGUAUGGUGACGAUGUACACAGCCACCGGCUCAACACAACCAUACGCAGCACAUGGAUUUCCACCUAAUAGCAAUUACUCUAGCCAGGGGUCCUGGUAUAACUACCCAGCAAAUGGGUAUGCUGGCGGCUAUUCAGCGUACUCAGGAGCCAGUGGUUAUUGGAGUAAUGCAAAUGGUCCCCCAAGUCAUUCUAACAUGUCGACAAACCCUCCAUCUUCUCAGGCAAUGGUUCAGUAUCCGGUGUGUCCUAGGAAACCGCAUCCCUAUCUCGUCGAGGAUCCUGGCAGCAGUGAGACAGUGGAGCCCGAAGGAUCUUUAAACAGCCCCCCUGACUCAGGAAGUCCCAGACGUCAUUUCCAGGAGGGGGUUAAGGAAGAACAGCCUCCCAGCAGAUCUCCAGAGGCUGCUCACCAAGAGUCUGCACUUCCUGCCCCCAGUGUUGGAGAGGAGAAAGUAGUAGAAAGGAUUCUGAUGCCUCCACCGCCACCCUUCUUUGUGGCUCCUGCCCCUGUUGCACGUAAAAGGCCGAGAGACGCAGUGACAGAAGAGCCCGUAUGUCUGCCCGGCAACGCCGCGUCAAUGGGUGUUCAAGAGGAGGUGUACGAGAAGAAGUCUAAAGUGGAUGAAGAUGCAUCAGGCCUGGUGCCCUACGGAGGAGACUCCUCCGAUGAAGAGGAGGAGAGGACACGCAGCAGUAAGACAGAUUACUCAUAACCCCUGCCCCAUCCCCACAGUCCAGGAUACCCACAGACCCAAAGUCUACUUUCAGUAUAUCAACACAGUUCACAAACCCCAUAAAAGGAAAAAUCCACCCUCACAUUCUCAUACACUGUUUUAGAACUAUACCAGUGUUUUACCCCAUUUACUACAGAGAAAGAAGACAUUAUCGCUGCCCACUUUCCAAGCAAAAUUUGAAAUGUUUCCUUUACAUCGAAACAGACAUCGUUCCAUCUCCAUAUGGCACUCGGGGACACUUGUUUGAAAAUCCUGGUACCACUUUAUGUACUGACAUCCAUUUUAGGACAAAGCUUCAUACACUGUCAGAUUGACAAUCGUUAUAUAGCAUUAAUGUAAAGUACAGAUGAUUAGUAGAAGUAAGCAGGCUGAAGAUGCAAAAAACACUGGUAUGGUCUUUGAAUUAUCACCCAUUUCUGAUGUUUGGUGCUUUCCUGGACUCUUGAGGAAGAAAGGUUUUUAUUUUCUUGUCCUUUGCAUUGUGUUCUUCUGUUUUAGUUAUUUUUUGUUUUAAGUUUUCUCCCAGAAUGCCUUUCUGUGACCCCUCACACAAUGGGUGUGAACCUGAUGAUUGGUAGUCAAAGGUGCCCACCUAUAUAGCAACUGUAAAUAUCGAUAGCCCGGCUAGUUCUUUGUCAUUAUGUUUGUUGCCACAUGACUUAAAAUGCAGCACAUCUUGUGGCUUCAUGCUCAUUAGGGAAUUUCGAGGUUAUAGUUUUAGAAAAUACAAAUUUUUUUUUCCCUUUUUAUUACUGUUUUGAUGGAAGCCUUUCUUUUUUACUAUUAAGGGUCUGACUCUAAAAACAUGCACUUACGAAUCUCUUAAAUACAGAGAUAUUUUUCUGUUGACAAAUAUGAUAUUAAACAAAAUAUUCACUUUUAACAGUGGAAGUAUUCAGGGUGGAUUCUUCCUUUUUUUUAAGAUGUGAAUGCAAUUGUAUAAUAACUACAAAUGGAUUUUUAUUUCUUAAAACAAUUGUUUCAUUUUUUUCAAAGCAUCUUUUUGUUAAUCGAAUACAAGCCCCUUAUUUCCUUUUUUGAAUUUAAAUACUUGGUCGGCUGCAGUUACUGAUGCUAUAAAUACAUAUUGUAAAAUUCAGUGAAACUUUUUUCUUAUAUUGGAAAAUGGUGUAUGCCUGUUCCCAUGGAAUACUAUAAUAAAAACACCUGAAAAACA